AUGUCCAAGUAUCUCGGGGUACGCUUGACCCUGACGACCACGCUGGUCAUUUCAGUAUGUGUUGUCGACUCGGUCACCAUUGCAUAUGACGGGUCUUUGAUGGGAUCUCUCAAUGCCAUGCCUGCGUACGCCAACUAUUUCACCUUGACGACAGCUACCACAUCCCUUAACACGGCAGCCACGUUUAUCGGCGCUAUCCUGUUGUCCCCUCUCGCCGCACCGCUUAUCAAUUGGCGUGGGCGCAAAUGCGGCAUCUACGUCUCAGCUCUGGUCCAGAUCAUAGGCGCCAUCCUCCAAGGUUCUGCACAGGGUAUUGCCAUGUUUAUCGUCGGCCGCCUGCUCAUCGGCGCUGGAUCUGGCCUCGCUCAAACAUCCGCAGCCACGUACGUUGCAGAGACAGUGCCUUCAAGGAUCCGUGCAUUUGCACUGGGGCUGUACUUUACAUGCUGGGCGGUGGGUGCAUUGCUUGCAGCUGGAGUUUGCUAUGGUACGGCAUCAAUGGAAAACUCGGACUGGUCUUGGAGAACACCCUCUCUCAUCCAAGCAGUUCCGUCCGUCAUGGCAAUUCUUGUGCUAUUCGCCCUGCCAGAGUCCCCACGCUGGCUUGCAUACAAGAGUAGAUCUGAUGAAGCGCUCAGUGUAUUAUCUGCUAUUAACGGGGCAAACGAGAGUGACCCCAACGUCCAGAUUCAAUAUCGGGAGAUCAUGGACACGAUUGCUUUCGAAAAGUCUGACGGCCAAAAGCUUGGGUACUCAGAGGUAAUCAAGAAGAGCAACCUGAGGAGACUGAUGCUGGCCGUUUCAGUUGCUCCCCUCGCAAUGUUGACUGGCUCCAACAUCAUCACCUUUUAUUUCAGCACAAUGCUUGAGCAAGCUGGAAUCACAGACGCAAACACGCAGCUUCAAAUCAACGUCAUCCUAUCAGCAUGGCAACUCGUCGUGGCAUUCUCCGGCUCCAUUCUAGCCGAGAGGAUCGGACGGCGAAUGCUGGCUCUUUGUUCCUUGGGCUCCUGCACCGUCUUCUUCUACAUGUUGGGUGGCCUGACUGCGAGAUACGGCGAGAGCACCAACGCAUCCGGUAUCUACGGAACCAUUGCGUGCAUCUUCCUCUUUCUUGGCGCAUACUCGUUCGGUAUCACGCCCCUCACAGUCAUGUACCAGCCCGAGGUACUGUCCUACUCUGUUCGAGCGACAGGUAUGUCCAUCGCCACGGUUGUAUCCAAGGGAUGUGGACUCCUUGUUACAUUCGCCUUUCCGUUCGCACUUGAGGUCAUUGGGUGGAAAACCUACAUGAUCAACGCAACGUUCAACGUGCUGCUCUGGGCUUUCAUUGCAUACUUCUGGGUAGAGACGAAAGGGUUGACUCUCGAGGAGGUUGAUGAAAUAUUUGACGGCACCAAGCACUCGGAUGCACCAGCACUGGCCGACUUUCAGGCCGAGAGAAAGGAUAUCAUUGAGGGUGUCGAGAUUGCGUCUCCUGUAGAUGUAAGCGUUCGGAUCAAAACGUGA
This is a messenger RNA of Diplodia corticola, 1509 nucleotides long. Its product is annotated as hexose transporter. Gene Ontology annotation, cellular component: membrane. Lineage: Eukaryota; Fungi; Ascomycota; Dothideomycetes; Botryosphaeriales; Botryosphaeriaceae. Gene Ontology annotation, molecular function: carbohydrate:proton symporter activity. The record is from RefSeq and is a predicted model, not a curated record. The transcript is spliced from 4 exons. Gene Ontology annotation, biological process: transmembrane transport; carbohydrate transport. Bases 1 to 1509 code for a protein of 502 amino acids.